CCUCUUCUCUUCUCUCCACUUGGGUGUUAUCAAUUGUAGCAUUUCCCACCAUUACUCAUCAUUGCCCGCACUCGAUCGCGCAAUCAAACACCAAACGAACAAUUCCACAAUUCGAACGCCAUUCAAUUUAGCUCGUGAUCUCAUUUGAAAUGAUUUGCAGAAAACAUUUUGCAGACGGUAAGCGUAGUAUGUACCUAUCUGGUGCACCGCAAUUAGAUUCAAAAUUCCGUCCGAAAACACGCACAUUUGUUAGAAAUCGCUUAGAAGUUCAUCAGGCCACCGAGCACCGGCGGCGGGCGGUGAUGCAGACAGGUGCGCAGCGCACUGUUUAACAAGAUCAGGGAUUCAAACGGCCGGCGCGAUGAUGGCCAUUGCGUAAACAAACAAUUCCCAUUGCUGGGGGGAAUCGAUUUGAUUGGACGGCCUCCCCCCGGAAAGGGGAGGUAAUGGAAAGAGACAUUAAACGGGUCAGUUGGGUUGAAUUUUCAGCAGAAAAACGAAAAGUAAUACGAAGCGAGAUCACACCCCAAAACGGAACCCGGUGAGGUUGUUGAACUUUUUCCGAGCGAUUCGGCGCGAAUGUGGUGGCUUGCACAAUUCUGCACGUGACCACUGGCUGGCAUCAACCGCGGUGGGUAUGGGGAAUUGACGUGGUUUGUUUGCAAACAUUCUAAAGUUAAGUCUAAGGUGUCUUGGCUGCGGUGGAUUCUCCGGUUUAGUGAUUUCCGUUAGUGAGCUGAAUGUUUGGAUAACAUUGUUGGGUUUUUGGUAGGGUUGGUGAAGCCGGAUGCGUUCUUAGAUGGAUGUUAUAAAAAGCUGAAGAAGGGUUGAACUGGGUGUAGUUGGGUGGUUGCCUGCGAGGUGAUGAAACAAGUGAUUACGGAGAAAGUGAGUGUUUAAGGAAGUUACUGGAGGGUCAAGUGAUUGGUGUUGAAUUGUUCUUCAAAUGACGCGAUCGCUGGAGAUAGUGUUAUGGGCGUUCGUGAUAGGGUUGAUCGUAGAACAUGACGAGGUUUGUGACUAUUCGUUUUUAGAAUGUGAACUAAUUUGAAACUAAUGAGUGAUAAUAAUCCAUGUAAACAGGUGUCAGCGUUUCUUCGGCCAAAAAUAUUCAAACCAUUUGGGAUGGUUCGUGGUCCAUUUGGUGCUCCUCGACCACUGGCAAGACCAGGUUUACCUUGGUUAAUGGCUAGCAAUCCAAAUGCUCAUGAUGACGAAGCACCAGAACAAGUGAUAGAGGAAGUUGUGCAUUCUCCAGAUCACGUUGAAGAUAUCCUGAUUCCCGAACUAUUGCCAUCAGUGAUAGGGUUCUACAAUGAAGAUGGUACGAUCCAAAAAUUUUUACAGGUCGAAAAAAUACCGGAAAGGACACAGAUGAGAAUACCAGCGAAGAUACCGAUGAAAGUACCGGAGAAGAUACCGGAGAAGAUACCCGAGAAGAUACAGGAGAAGACACCGGAGAAGACACAAGAGAAAACAUCGGAGGAGAAAAUCUCCAAGGAGAAGACAUCAAAAGAGAAGGAAUUGGACAAAUCAUCGGAGGAGGAAAAGCCGAAAAAGUCAAGACGAAAGCGAAACCUGGAUAUCCCCUUCGGACAUUUGAUCGACUCCUUUGAGGGCAUAGACAACGGGUAUCUCGCACAAUUUGAUCCAUGCGCUGAAAUCUACCAAUCCGGUGAAGCUGUAGAGCCACGGAGAGCUGCACGGGAAGUUCCAAAAAUGCCUUACCGAAUGCGUCACGGAGCACUUAGAAACAGGCUUAAAUUCUUCACCAACCUCAAAGAUUACGAAGAUCUUAUCGCAGCGGAGUCCGUGCCAGCGGACAUUCAGGCGCUUCGAACACAAAUCAGCCAAAGUAGUCCUCCAGAGGGUACCCUGAACUUCAAGAAUGCGUUGACCGAUUAUCUUGCGGAUGAUAAAUCCUCCACAAGUAACUCCAAUCCUUCUGUGUCAUUGUCGGAGGUCUCUGAAGCCAAACCGAUUGAUGUCCCAGCACCAAAAGAUGUCAUUCCCAUAGCAGUUGAAGAUCCCAAAAUUGUCCCACCCAUUGAUAAACCCAAAACUGACAAUAACGAUACAGACAUCACUGUGCCACAUGAAAAGCAUUCAUCGCCUGGCACCGUCAUCAACUAUAACUUCUUCCAAAUUGGUUGCGGUCGGGAAAACAACAUCAAAAGAAAUGCUCAACAAACCUGCCUGGACGUCCUGAGUCAAAUACCACAUCGAAUCGAUAAACGGAAAGGAGCUCCGGAUUUCGAGCUACUCAUGGAGGGAACCAGCGUGGAAGAGCCCGUCAUCUACAAUGAAGACUUCAUCACUAUCCCAGUACGGAAGAUGUUCAAAUCCAACCGCUGUAAAGCAAGCGGACGGAAACUCAAACAGUGGAAGCUUCAGCAAGGUUUUGACUCAGAAGAGCUUCAAGUGUCCGAGUCGCAACCGAAACCAACCAUCGUGAUCGGUUCAACUGAUUGCAGUGAAGAGCCCAUCAGAUCCCGAGGUCCACGUGACUCCAGAUAUCGCUACAGCCGUGGAGAUCAGUUACCGAUCCGACUGUUCACUCCGUCCGACGUUGCGAAUCCUUUAAGACGGGCCAUCCCUCUGGUCACAGACGACCAGACAGUUGAUUCCGCAGCUCGAAGAUUCAGACCCAAAUUUGGCCCAAAGAUGAAAAGUCGUCGUACCAGUGGACCUCCAACGACCACUACAGAACGACCCACGACAACAACUACUCCGGCACCCACGACAGCUGUGCCGGAUUCAACCUCCCGUAAACAAAGACGUUUCCGAGGACGCCCAAAAAAGAGCGUUCGAAAUGAAGAGUAUUAUGAGUCGGAAUACGAACCGGCCCCCACUGAAGUACGCCCUGCUGUAGCGAAACCAACGCUCGAUAAGUACUCCAAAUCCGGUAAAGGCCAUUGGAAGAAAACAAUGAAGUCGGUAGGCCAAGGUCAACGAGCAAAAAGUCGCAUUAACGAAGACAAGUGGGAGAAGAUCUUUGCCUUGACCACCGAGCGUAACUUACCCAGACGAAGCAUCGGAGACAGUCCGAUCUGGAAGCAAUCUAGACGGGACCCCCGAUGGCGUUUGAAGCGCGCUCAGCAGUUCAAGCAGCGACGUUUCAAAGGCCGGGUUGCACCCGAACCUGUAGACCCAGUACCAAUCAACGUCUUCACUACCACAACACCAAGACCACGCCCGGAAAGCAGAGCGGAACGUCUAGGAAGGAUAAAACCCACGGAUCCGCCACCUCAGGCUAGCUACCAUGAGAACUUGGAACGUUCCCAAACAGCGCCAAAGCCAACUCUAGACGACGCAAACGAAGAACGACGCCAGCGCAGAACUCGACCAGUUAGCCGUCAAUCCAACCGCCCCCGAUUGGGGACAAGUUCGGCCGAGAUCAUGAGCAUGGGCCCACCUCGGGAACCAAUAGUUCAAUCACGGACAGGCAUUCCACCAGCCAUGCAGGACUUCAUCAUUCGUCAAGUGAAAGAACAUUGCGUGCAAUGCGGCCCGAAUGAAGUCGUCAAAAACCCAAAAAGUCGAAGUGCGUCACCCGCCCGCUAUUAUUCCUCCAGUAGGAACAAAAGCCCGCAAGUUAUACGACCGCCCCGAACUCAACCCCCUCCGCCUUCGCCAGGACUUCUCGGAAUGAACCCAUGUAUGUGAUCUUCCUCAUUCCUCCCCCCUUAGACUUUGACCACCCCACUAACCCUGGAUUACUUUCUUCUAGUGCGAACCAUAUUCCAGAUGGAAAUCUUCAAACCGUGGAG
This is a messenger RNA of Aedes albopictus (Asian tiger mosquito), 3770 nucleotides long. RefSeq lists its product as uncharacterized. NCBI's taxonomy places the organism in Eukaryota, Metazoa, Arthropoda, Insecta, Diptera, Culicidae. The transcript is spliced from 3 exons. Bases 1057 to 3666 code for a protein of 869 amino acids. The record is from RefSeq and is a predicted model, not a curated record.